Molecule: messenger RNA, 3062 nt
Organism: Nylanderia fulva
Lineage: Eukaryota; Metazoa; Arthropoda; Insecta; Hymenoptera; Formicidae
Source: RefSeq, a predicted model, not a curated record
GUGAUAUACAUCAUGUAUAUGUACCUUAUAUAUGAAUUAUACAAUAAAUUGUAUCAAAGUAUUACAUAUUUUUAUAUUUUUAAAUUAAAUAUUACAUAUAUUUUGACGGCACACAUAUGCAUUCAUGUAGUUUAAGUUGCGAUAAUAAACACUAAUUGGAAACAACAAAAAAGUAUCGAUAUAUGUUCUAACGACUUCUGAUUAAAACUUUGAAAACGUCUGAUAUACUGUUGUUUGUAUAUAAAGACAUGACUUUGUAAUAACAUUUUUAUAUGUUUCGAAAUAAAAUCAGUCUAAAUUGAGACAAGGAAGUAUACAGUAAUUAUAACCACUACUGUCUGGAGGGCGAUAACGAACGUUUCAAAUUUAUAUAAUCAGUAACUUUCUUUUUUGCUUAUUUGACGUUUUAAAGAUUAAAUAAUUAAGAAGACAUAUGUGCGGUUCUCGGAGAAAAAUAGACAUUAAUUAUUCUGCCAAAUAAAAACAAGAAUCAAAUAAAAUAUCGAGAAGAAACGAUGAAUAUAAUCUCCAAAUUUCUCUCAUUUUAUGUGAGAAUAUAUUUUUUAUAUAUUAAUUCCAAUAAAUAUAUUUGUAAGAGCUACGUAAAUUUAACUCUCUGCCAUUCAACGUUGCAUUUGUUGUGUCAAGAAAAGAUAUUUUUAUAAAGAUAAAUAAAAAGAUGAUUAAGUUCAAAAUUUCCGCACCAGGCAGAAUCAUUUUAUCAGGGGACCACACGGUGACGUUUGGAAAUCAUUUUGUUGUGGCCGGUUUAGAUCUUCGCACCAAUCUAGAAUUCUGCGAACUAUCAGAUGAGCAAACUAACAUUAGAAUAGAAUUUCAGGAUUAUGAGAAGGAUGUACCUUUACAAGAAGUUCAAUGCUUAUCUUCUCGACUUAUUCGCGAAAACUUGUUUUCCGAUCAAGUCAAUUUGCUUAAAGAAGUGAAUUCCUUUAUCAACGUAAACAAUAUGUGGGAGAAAACCGAGCAGAAAGUUAGCUUACUAAUGCUCUUUUUCUUACUUUGUACUGUUACUUACAAAGAGCACCUUGUCAUAAAACCUUUUCGAUUACACGUGUCCACUGAAAUUCCUUUUGAAAAUGGUCUUGGCGGUUCGACAUCAUUCGUGGUUUGUCUGGCAGCGUGUUUUCUUCAUUGGAAGCGUCUACAGAGUGGUGUUUAUAUUAGAUUUAAUGAACAAGACUUAGAGAAGAUUGAAGAAUACAAUAGAUCUUGUGAGGGCAUUUUGCAAAAGGAUGCAUUAGCAACGAUCGAUGCCAAAGUUUGCGUAUAUGGCCGUAUAAAUAAAUGCAAACAUAUUCAUUCUAAUGUUUAUGAUAUGAAGUGUAUAGAUGUUGUUAAAACGGGAAUAAAGAUUCUAUUGAUCGGGACACAUCUUUACCUAACGGAAGCACAAAGAUAUAAGCAAAUAGCAGAUCUGAUGUUGUCACGUAGCAAUUUUAAUUCUAUUUUUAAUGAAUUGGACAAAAUAGCAAUAAAUAUAUUUGAUGACCUAAAUUAUAUUAAUAAUAACAUAGAAAAUUCUGAUGCUUACAAUGACUUACAGAGAGACAUUAAGAAAAAUCAACAAAUGUUGAGCAAAUAUGAUUUGUCGUAUUUUGAAUUUGAUAUUGUUUCCUGCCUUGGAAGUGGAUUUAAUUUGGCAGGAAAACUUACAGGUUUUAAAGCGUUUUAAAAAUUAAAUACUUAAGAAGACAUAUGUACGGGUUCUUGGAGAAAAAUAGAAUUUAAUUUACCUGCUAAAUAAAAUCAAAUGCGCAUGUAACAAGUAUCAAAUAGAAUAUCGAGAAGAAACGACAAAUAUAAUCUCCAAAUUUUUCUCAUUUUAUGAGAAUAUAUUUUUUUAUAUAUUAAUUCCAAUAAAUAUAUUUGUGAGAGCUACGUAAAUUUAACUCUCUACCAUUCAAUGUUGCAUCAGUUUUGUCAAGAAGAAAUAUUUUCAUAAAAAUGAAUAAAAAGAUGAUUAAGUUUAAAAUUUCCGCACCAGGUGAAAUCAUCUUAUCUGGGGAACACACGGUGAUGUUUGGAAAACAUUUUGUUGUGGCCGGCUUAGAUCUUCGCACCAAUCUAGAAUUCUGCGAACUAUCAGAUGAGCAAACUAACAUUAGAAUAGAGUUUCAGGAUUAUGAGAAGGAUGUACCUUUACAAGAAGUUCAAUACUUAUUUUCUCGACUUAUUCGCGAAAACUUGUUUUCCGAUCAAGUCAAUUUGCUUAAAAAAGUGGAUUCCUUUAUCGACGUAAACAAUAUGUGGGAGAAACCCGAGGAGAAAAUAAGCUUACAAAUGUUCUUUUUCUUGCUUUUUAUUAUCAUUUACGAUAUGGAGCACGAAGUAAAACCUUUUCGUUUACGCGUGUCCACUGAAAUUCCUUUUGGAGAUUGUUUUGGCAGUUCAACUUCGUUCGCGGUUUGUCUGGCAGCGUGUUUUCUUCGUUGGAAGCGUCUACAAAGUGGUGAUUAUAUCAGAUUUAAUGAACAAGACUUACAGAAGAUUGAACAUUACACUAAAUCCUGUGAGAACAUAAUGGUAUAUUCUACGUUUAAGCCGCUCGAUGCCAAAGUUUGCAUAUAUGGCAGUAUAAAUAAAUGCAUAAGUAAUAAUUAUCAAUCUUGUUCUAUCGAGGAAACUAUAAAUUUAACAACAGGAAUGAAGAUUCUAUUGAUCGACACACAUCGCUUACAAUCAGACAAAUACAGCAUAUAUCUGCAAAUGCUAGAGUUAAAAUAUUUCCGUCCUAGCUAUUUCAAUUCAAUUUUAAAUGAUUUAGAGAAAAUAGCAACAAGAAUAUUUAAUGAUCUUUAUAAUAUUAAUAAUAAUAUAAAAGAUCCUGAUGAUGCUUAUAGCGACUUACAAAGAGACAUUAAGAGAAAUCAACAAAUGUUAAGCAGGUAUAACUUGUCGUAUUUUGAAUUUGAUAUUAUUACCUGCCUUGGAGGUGGAUUCAAUUUGUCAGGAAAGCUUACAGGUUUUGGAGGCAGAUAUGUAUACUUUCUGUUACCACCAAGAAUAACACAGGAAGAAAUCAAACGUAUUACCAAUUUUUU